AUGUCCGCCACCGUUGAAUCAUCCAGAAAACUGUCAACCACAGAAAGACGGCCUUCGAUGGCAGAACGCAGACCGUCAAUGCCUGCCGGCAGACGGCCAUCGGUGAUUCCGCAUCUUGCCGGAAUCGAAGAACCCGCUUUGCCCACCACACCUGACCAGUGUGACGUGCUGAUUUGCGGAACAGGGCUCGUGGAGUCUGUUUUGGCCGCGGCUCUUUCCUGGCAAGGUUCCAACGUUCUCCAUGUCGACUCCAAUCCGUACUACGGAGAUACUUCCUCCACAUUAACGAUCGAACAAAUUAAGGCUUGGUGCCACAAUGUUAAUAUCAACACCGCAGGAUUCCGAGGCUACUCGAAAGCCCUGCUUUACAUUCCGCGGCCGGAUCAAUUGAACAGCAGAGACUACAGCAUUGAUCUGACUCCCCGCGUUAUGUUCGCAAGAUCCGACCUUCUUUCGCUGCUCCUCAAAUCAAGAGUGUACAGAUACUUGGAGUUCCAAUCUCUGAGCAGUUUCCACACUUUCGAGAAUGACUCUUUUGGGAAAAUGUCUUCAUCCAAAGAGGAGAUCUUCACCGACCAGUCGCUUUCUCUCGAAACUAAAAGACACUUGAUGAAGUUCAUGAAGCUCGUUCUCGAGUCGGACUCACCAAAAUCUGUCAAAGAAUUAGAAGCAUACAAGACAACCCCAUUCACAGAGUUUAUCGAAGCAAAAUACAAACUCACUCCCGCCCAGGUCAACGAGUUGUGCUUUACUUUGGGUCUGUCUCCUAUUCCUAAUAUUUUAACCCCUGAAGGUCUUUCCAGAAUUAGAAGAUAUUUGACCUCAUUCAGUGUUUACGGUACAUUCCCGGUUCUUUACUCGAAAUUCGGUGGACCUGGAGAAAUCUCUCAAGGUUUCUGCAGAUCCGCAGCUGUGGCAGGUGCAACUUACAAGCUGGACUCGCAAUUGCAAUCCUAUGACAGCAAGAAAAAGAUAGCCACUUUCACCGACGGAAGCACAGUCAAGGUCACCGAAAGACUUGUGUGCUCUCCAUCGCAGGCACCUGCCAACGCAGAAAACGUCCCAGACAAACAGUACGAGAUCACUAGACUGAUCACCAUUGUGAGCAAAUCUUGCAAAGAGUGGUUUUCCGAAGGAGAAUCUGCUGCUGUUGUUGUCUUCCCUCCUAACAGUCUUCCAUCUGCUAACGCGUUCCCUGUUCAAGUGAUAAUCAUGGGCUCUGGCUCUGGCUGCUGUCCGAACGGUCAGUGUAUAUGGUACUUGUCGACCGUUGAGAAGGGCGACAAGGCCAGACACGACCUGGAGACGGCUCUUUUGAAGCUUGAAGAAAGUAUUUUACGGGAAUCUGAGGAUGGUGGAUUUGACGUCGAUUUGACUGACGACGACGUUGUUGUCAGACCAGACGGAAACGUUUCUGUGAUCAACUCUGUCAAGCUUGGAAAGUCGUUCAAAGAGUUUGUUCCUAAGGAGAAGCUGACCUUUUUGUUCAAGCUGAUGUUCACGCAAUUCACGUCUGUGGAGCCAUUUGGAGUUGUCAACGAGAACAUCUUCAAGAACGCGUUGAACCAAGGGUCUGAAAACUCUGUUGAUCAUGAGGUGUUGUACUCGAACAUGCCUUCUGCGGAGGUCUCGUACGACGGGAUCGUUACCGAGGCCAAGCUGCUGUACACCAGCAUUGUUGGUUCUGACGACGAUUUCUUCGACGUGGAUUUCGAGGACGAUGACGAAGACCCGCUUGCAGGAACGCAGAAUGACUCGGCCAUCGUGGACGAGGACGACGAGGAGUUCAAGGACGAGAUGGAUUUCGAGUUAUAG
Messenger RNA from Ogataea philodendri, 1815 nucleotides. RefSeq lists its product as uncharacterized. The coding region runs from base 1 to 1815 and encodes 604 amino acids. Lineage: Eukaryota; Fungi; Ascomycota; Pichiomycetes; Pichiales; Pichiaceae. The record is from RefSeq and is a predicted model, not a curated record. The transcript has a single exon. Gene Ontology annotation, cellular component: cytosol; cytoplasm; nucleus. Gene Ontology annotation, molecular function: GDP-dissociation inhibitor activity. Gene Ontology annotation, biological process: small GTPase-mediated signal transduction; protein geranylgeranylation; vesicle-mediated transport.